Messenger RNA from Colletotrichum orchidophilum, 453 nucleotides. RefSeq lists its product as uncharacterized. Bases 1 to 453 code for a protein of 150 amino acids. The transcript has a single exon. NCBI's taxonomy places the organism in Eukaryota, Fungi, Ascomycota, Sordariomycetes, Glomerellales, Glomerellaceae. The record is from RefSeq and is a predicted model, not a curated record.
AUGUUGGGUCGAACGGCAUUUCCAUCUGCUGCACCUCAAGCAUUUGUCACAGCAUCCGCCAUUCGUCAAUCUCCUCCCUCACUACGGAUAGAGCCCCCUUUUUCUGGAUUGCACCCUCCACUCUGGCCAUUACGUCCCGGCCGGGACGCCUCACCCGAUCUCUCGACGGCUUCUUGCACCCAAGACUACAGAUCAUCAAGCAACGUUGGACGGUCUCUGCCGUGCUGCAAAAGCCACAGCACGCCCGGUCCAAUUACUAUUGGUAUCUUGUUCAGCACAGGCGCAGCUCCUGAGCACAAGAUGCCCACCGCUCCGCUACUUUACCACUAUACCAUGUAUUCUGCACGCUGGCAUCCACAGCUGCAACUUCCGCAUGCCCCGAGCCCAAGAUUGGCGAGAUCAUCGCUCGCCAUGAUCACGCUGCGUAAGUUUUCGCUUCCUGUCAGUAAAUGA